This is a messenger RNA of Neogale vison (American mink), 2953 nucleotides long. RefSeq names its product CDC42 effector protein 2 (gene CDC42EP2). The record is from RefSeq and is a predicted model, not a curated record. The transcript has 2 exons. Lineage: Eukaryota; Metazoa; Chordata; Mammalia; Carnivora; Mustelidae. Bases 402 to 1046 code for a protein of 214 amino acids.
UGUGAGUUCACCGCCGGGAUCGCCUCCCAGAGCCGCGCCGUCCAGCUCCCGAGCUUUCGCAGUCCGCGGGGUCCGCCGCCUGCGCGCGUCAAGCUCUUCAGCCCCCCAGGGAGAACCUCGCGAGAACAAGACGGGAGAGCGCGGCUGUCUCCAAGAGUUCCACUUCGCUGCUGCUAAUUUUCCAGAGCACUUUCAACUCUUUUGGGGAGAAACCGAUUUUUGUUGUCUCAGCCUUCUGACUUCUUUCUUUUUCUCAUCCCUUGGGACAUCUUCGGCCACAUCCCACACAUCAGUCUUCGCCCUUCACCAAGGUUUUGGUGUCUGUGGCCGAGGCCGUGAGAGGAGGCCGCGGUCCCCACCGUCCCCAGCGCCAGGAGCCGGGCCUGGGCGCUGAGGUCACGAUGUCCACCAAGGUGCCCAUCUACCUGAAGCGUGGCGGCCGCAAGGGCAAGAAGGAGAAGCUGCGGGACCUGCUGUCGUCGGACAUGAUCAGCCCGCCGCUGGGGGACUUCCGCCACACCAUCCAUAUUGGCAGCGGCGGGGGCAGCGACAUGUUCGGCGACAUCUCCUUCCUACAGGGCAAGUUCCACCUCCUGCCAGGGACCGCAGUUGAGGGACCUGAGGAGGAUGGCGCCUUCGACCUCCCCUUCCAGUUCACCCGCACCGCCACGCUGUGCGGGCGGGAGCUCCCCGAAGGGCCAUCCCCUCUGCUCAAGAACGCCAUCUCCCUCCCUGUCAUCGGUGGGCCCCAGGCCCUCACCUUGCCCACAAGCCAGGCCCCACCCAAACCCCCUCGCCUGCACCUGGAGACCCCGCAGCCUUCCCCACAGCCUUCCCCGCAGGAGGCAGGCAAUGUGGACAUCUGGAGAAUUCCAGAGGCUGACUCUGCCCACAAUGGGCUGACCCCCGAGUCAGGGGCCGAGGAGCCCUUCCUGUCCCAUGCCAGCUCCCUGCUCUCCCUGCACGUGGACCUGGGGCCUUCCAUCCUGGACGACGUCCUCCAGAUCAUGGACCAGGACCUGGGCCACAUGCAGAUCCCCACGUAGGACCAAGGCUGGCCAGGCCGGGUGCUCAGGAUGGAGUGAAUGCUGGGAGGCAGGGGGCGAUGCAGCCCGGGCCUAGAAGUCAGGAUUCCCAAGGUCCCACUGUGUGGUCGCUGGCCAGUGAUUUCUUUCUCUGAGCCUUUGUUUCCCUCCCUCCCAGGCUCUUCCUAGGGGCAGAGUGUGCCUCAUUGCUUUCCCCUAAAACACACUAAGGACACCUGCAGAAGUCAGCCCAAAGGGCCCUGAGCAUCUUGGGCCAGCUGGACCCCCACCGCCAACUGCUCCUCCUUCCCUCACCUCCCUUGGAGGAAGGCUCUGCCAAGACGGACUCCCCUUUCCACCUGCCUUCUGUCUCAGCCCCGGGGGAUGCCCUGAUUGGGGGCGGGGCAGGGUUGGGGGAGGCACGGCAUAGCCAGCCAGACCUUCGGCUCCAUGUCCUGGACUGGGAACAUGGCAUCGAUGACUGAAUGUCCCUCGGCCCCAUCCCCCUCCCAUGGCCAGGAGAUUCUGGUCGCAAUAAAACUUGCUGCUGCUGGUAGCUGUGCUCUCUGCACCCUUGACCUAGCUUUCCUCCGGAAGGCGGACUGGUCUCUGCGACAUGGGCUGACCUGGGGAGGCAGGGGGAGCACCCCACUCCCAGAAGGCUUGGUCCCCUUUGAAAGCUUCUACCUGGGAGCAGGAACCAACCAAAUGCCACCUGGAGAUAUUGCAGUAUUGCUUCUGGUGUUUACAAGAGGUGGCUGAGCACUGGGGUAAGACAGGCGCCAUGCCCAGGCUGCUGGGGUCUAUGGGGGAGACCCAAGAAUGAAAGAACAAGCCCUGGUGCAAGGGACCAGCAGGUGCACCAGCAUCAGAGGACUGAGGGCGCAUGCGGGAGGGAGGGCCAGACCUGGGGCCUGGAGGGAUCAAACGGAGCUCAUCAGCGCUAUUUAGUGAGCAGCUAGGGGGCACUCAAGCGUGUCCCUGGUGCCAGGGAUGUCAGACGGACGCGAUCCCUGCUCUCCUGUAGCUCAUAUUCUAGUGGAAAAAGAAUAUUGAAUUUGUAAGCGGGUAAGAGGAUUUCCCACCAUGUUGAACAACCGUGAAGAAAACAAGAUUGGGAAUGCCUGGGGCAGAGGGCCCAUUAGGAUGGUCAGACAUGAUUCUGGCCCAAACCUGAAGGCUAAGAUACACUCGUGCAUAAGCAAAGGCACUGAGGCACCAGAAUGAAUGACAGAGGAGCCGCCAAGUGGUGAAAAGAGCGUGGAUCUCUGGGUCUGACCUAGUCUGUGUGAGAUUCAGUUUCUCCAUCUCUAGAAUGGGUCAGUGGUCCUGACCUCGCAGGGCUGUGGGAAAAAUUAGGGACAAGGUUUAUGAACUGUCACAUGGAAGGUACUCCAAAGUGGCUAUGGACAUAAAGGAACGUGGGGCUCUGGAAAGGCAGGACUGGGGAAACAGCUUGGAGUCCGCUGGGAAUGGCUUUGCUUGCAAUGGGGAGCUGCAGAAGGAUUUUAAGCAGGAGAGACACAUGGUCAGAUCCGGGUUUUAGCAGGUCACUGCCCGAGCCAGUGGAGGAUGGUCCAAAGGUCAGAAAGGAAGAAGCCACUGCAGGGUGAGGAGACUUGGACGGGGAAGGGACGUGGGGAUAGAGGAAGGGAGAGGGCUAAGGUGGGGCUUGUGUCUGAUCGGUACAGGCCACACGGGUGGCUAGAGGCAAGUUCAAGCCUUGGCUGUCCCCUGCUUCCAUUAACCACUGGUUCUCCAUCCUUCUGACCCUGCGGAUCCCAGAUUCCAACCUUGCCCCCAGCCUUUCCUGCCUCCAUUCCCUGUGUCAGAUUUCAUAGUGGGGGCUGAAUGGGACCCAGAGGCAUUUUGCUUGGCCACGGGGCUGUGUACGUGUGUGUGUUAAAAUAUACACAAUAUGAAACUGA